Molecule: messenger RNA, 3382 nt
Organism: Xyrauchen texanus (razorback sucker)
Lineage: Eukaryota; Metazoa; Chordata; Actinopteri; Cypriniformes; Catostomidae
Product: lysine-specific histone demethylase 2
Exons: 21
Coding region: 133-2571 (812 amino acids)
Molecular function (GO): zinc ion binding; protein binding; oxidoreductase activity
Source: RefSeq, a predicted model, not a curated record
UUUCCUGUAGAUGAAGCAGAAUAAACGCCGAUGAAUUUAAUGCGUUUAAUUUAACAAUAAACCAUCAAGUAUUAAUGUAAUCAAAGAGCAACUCAUCCUAGUUGCCGUGUUUAAUCAUAAACAACAUCAUCAAUGCAGUCGGACUCAGCGAGUGGUGGGCGGUGUCGUGGGAGGAAGCGGUCAGCAGCAGUGGGCGGGCUGGAAUCCAGUGGGCGGGGCCGGAGCAGUACACCUGCAGCACAGAGCAGACGUAAAGCCCCUGAGGCUGAGGAAGAGGAGGAUCAGUCUGAGAAGAAGUUCAGGAAGUGUGAGAAAUCAGGAUGUCCAGCGACUUAUCCUGUGUGUUUCGCCAGUGCAUCUGAAAGGUGUGCUAAAAACGGCUACACGUCUCGCUGGUAUCACUUAUCCUGCGGUGAACACUUCUGCAACGAGUGUUUUGAUCAUUACUACAGGAGUCAUAAAGAUGGGUACGAGACGUUCUCCGCAUGGAAGAGGGUUUGGACCAGUAAUGGCAAGAGUGAACCCAGUCUCAAAGCCUUCAUGGCAGACCAGCAGCUGCCGUACUGGGUUCAGUGCACGAAGGCAGAUUGUGGGAAAUGGCGUCAGUUGAGUAAAGAGACGCAGUUAACAGCGAUGCUCGCAUCAUCGUAUCGCUGCGGGAUGAAACUGAACAGCGUGAAAACUGAAGGAUGUGAUGCGUGUUCUCAACCAGAGGACGGGCGAGUGGCGGGUGUGACUGACAGCUGGUGGCACUCCAUGUUGAUUUUGCCACCAUUGUUUAAGGAAAGUCCCGCCAGUCCAUUUCUCUCUGCAUAUUACCCCGACUGUGUGGGCAUGAGCCCCUCCGCCUCCUCUGGAAACCAGCGUCCUGAGCAGCGAUGCGCCGUUCAGCCUCGCAUCUCUGGACUGUCUGUGUAUUUUCAGCCAUUCUAUCAGCCCAGUGAGUGUGGUAAAGCGCUGUGUGUGCGGCCGGACAUGAUGGAGCUCGAUGAACUGUACGAGUUCCCGGAAUUCUCUCGAGAUCCCACCAUGUAUCUGGCUCUGAGGAACCUGGUGCUAGCGCUCUGGAACCGACAGUGCAAGGAGGUUUUGACGCAGCAGACAUGCGCUCCUCAUGUGAUCGUCCGCGGCCUGGUGCGCAUCCGCUGCGUGCAGGAACUACACAGAGUUCUGUACUUCAUGACCCGGAAGGGCUUGAUCAACACUGGAGCGUUGCAGGUCAAACGUCCGCUGCUGCCCGAAUCCCACCAUAAUAAGGUGUUGGUCAUUGGUGCAGGUGCUGCAGGUCUAGCAGCAGCUCGUCAGCUGCAGAACUUUGGCAUGCAGGUGGUGGUUUUGGAGGCCAGAGAGCGAAUCGGAGGGAGAGUUUGGGAUGACGUGUCGUUGGGCGUGACUGUCGGUCGUGGAGCUCAGAUUGUGAACGGCUGUGUGAAUAAUCCCAUGGCUCUGAUGUGUGAACAGUUGGGUUUGAAGAUGCACACUCUGGGCGUGCGCUGUGAACUCAUUCAGGAAGGUGGACGUGUCACUGAUCUGGCCGUUGACAAGCAAAUGGACUUCCAUUUUAAUGCCGUACUGGAUGCUGUUUCUGAAUGGAGGAAAGACAAACCACAGUCCCAGGAUGCACCACUCGGGGAGAAGAUCCACGAAGUAUACAAGGCAUUCCUGCAGGAGUCUGGACUGACCUUCACUGACCUGGAAGAAAAGGUUUUACAUUUCCACCUCAGUAACCUGGAAUACGCCUGCGGAAGCACAUUAGACCAGGUUUCGGCGCGCUCGUGGGAUCAUAACGAAUGUUUUGCGCAGUUUUCUGGUGAUCACACACUGUUCACUGAUGGAUACUCGUCUGUCCUGCACAAUCUGGCUCAGGGACUUGACAUCUGCCUCAAUACCGCGGUUCAGCGUGUGGAGUAUUCUGGAGAUGUUGUGAAGGUCAUGUCCACAAGUGGUUCUCACUGGAGCGCACAGAAGGUUCUGGUGACGGUCCCGUUGGCUCUGUUACAGAAGAACAUCAUUGAGUUUGUUCCUCCUCUGCCUGACAGGAAGCUGAAAGCCAUUCACAGUCUGGGCGCUGGAGUCAUUGAGAAAAUCGCUCUACAGUUCCCGUAUCGCUUCUGGGACAGUAAGAUCCAGGGAGCCGAUUAUUUCGGGCACGUCCCGCCCUGUCCGGAGAAGAGGGGCCUGUUCAGUGUCUUCUAUGAUCUCUGUCCUCAAGGUGAGGAGUGUGUGCUGAUGUCAGUGAUCACAGGUGAAGCACUGAAUAUAAUCCGAGAUCUGGAAGAUCGUCAGGUGGUGGAUCUGUGUAUGAACAUCAUCAGACAGCUGUUUCAUGAACAGGAUGUUCCAGAUCCAGUGAAAUACUUUGUGACUCAUUGGAGCAAAGACUCGUGGUCUCAGAUGUCCUACAGUUUCGUGAAGACGGGUGGCAGCGGCGAGGCCUAUGACAUCAUCGCUGAAGACGUUCAAGGGAAGCUCUUCUUCGCUGGCGAGGCGACAAACAGACACUUUCCACAGACUGUGACUGGAGCGUAUCUGAGCGGAGUACGAGAGGCCAGCAAGAUCACAGCGCUGUAGACCUGUCUCACAUCACAGCGCUGUAGACCUGUCUCACCAUCACAGCGCUGUAGUCCUGUCUCACCAUCACAGCGCUGUUGUCCUGUCUCACCAUCACAGCGCUGUAGACCUGUCUCACAUCACAGCGCUGUAGACCUGUCUCACAUCACAGCGCUGUAGACCUGUCUCACCAUCACAGUGCUAUUGACCUGACCUGUCUCACAUCACAACGCUGUAGACCUGUCUCACCUUCACAGUGCUAUUGACCUGACCUGUCUCACCAUUACAGUACUGUAGUCCUGUCUCUCCAUCACAGCGCUGUAGACCUGUCUCACCAUCAGAGCGCUAUUGACCUGACCUGUCUCACCAUCACAGUGCUGUAGUCCUGUCUCACCAUCACAGCGCUAUUGACCUGACCUGUCUCACCAUCACAGUGCUGUAGUCCUGUCUCACCAUCACAGCGCUAUUGACCUGACCUGUCUCACCAUCACAGUGCUGUAGUCCUGUCUCACCAUCACAGUGCUAUUGACCUGACCUGUUUCACCAUCACAGUGCUGUAGUCCUGUCUCACCAUCACAGUGCUAUUGACCUGACCUGUCUCACCAUCACAGUGCUGUAGUCCUGUCUCACAUCACAGUGCUAUUGACCUGACCUGUCUCACCAUCACAGUGCUGUAGUCCUGUCUCACCAUCACAGUGCUAUUGACCUGACCUGUCUCACCAUUACAGUGCUGUAGUCCUGUCUCACAUCACAGCGCUGUAGACCUGUCUUACCAUCACAGUGCUAUUGACCUGACCUGUCUCACAAUUACAGUGCUGUAGUUCUGUCUCAC